Messenger RNA from Caenorhabditis remanei, 795 nucleotides. RefSeq lists its product as uncharacterized. Lineage: Eukaryota; Metazoa; Nematoda; Chromadorea; Rhabditida; Rhabditidae. Bases 1 to 795 code for a protein of 264 amino acids. The transcript has a single exon. The record is from RefSeq and is a predicted model, not a curated record.
AUGCCAUCGUCUACCGUCACCUCCGGAUUUGUCACCGUCAUCAAACCAUGCAUGUGGCACUCCUUCCAUCCUCUUGGAGAGGAUCUCUCCGUUCAACUCCCUGCGGUUAAUGAGGAGAAAAGAGAAAUUGGACUGGACGUCUUCAUGGAUUCCGAUAAAUUCUCAAUGAUUGUGAACAAGAAGCAUCGUAUGAUUUCCAACACCACACUUUUCCCAUGGCUUCCAGAAGAUGCCGAGGAAAGUGUCUGGAAAUGUUUCGAGAAUGACGAGGACUACAAGGAAGGAGAUGCUGUUGCAGUCAAGCAGGAACCACAGUGCUCGAAGGAAAAUGUCGAUAAAGAUGAGAAGAAGGGUACAGUAGUCAAGUUGACUAUUUACACCCCGUCCUCUGUCUCCACAAAGCACUAUCCGGUCCAUCCAUCGAAGACUGCCGGGAAACCUGCACAAUGCUCCAAGGAUCAACUGGAAGCUGCUGUCAACGCUCUUUCACCUGUUCCACUCCUCAUCGACACAUCCGUUCCACCACCAUCCUUCCUCACUCCACCCACAUCCGGACCAGCUUCCCCAACCACCACAGCAGAGAAGCCAUCAUUUGCCUUCAACGUCGGAGUCGUGAAUGCUCCACAACCAGGAGUCAAGAUUACCAAAAAGCACCUCAUGGAAAAUGACGACGCCUUUGAGAUGAUCGUGGAUGAGAGCAGGCCGAAGAAGGUGAAAAUCUUUUCACCAGAAGAGAUCAAGAAGCAGGAGAGCCUGGUAGACGAAUGGAAGCGAAUGAUUCAGAAAUCCCUUUAA